UUUACAAUAUCUUCUUUUAUUUUCCAUUUCCCAAAAUCCAUGGAGCUAAAGAUGGAUGGAUUGAGCAUAAAUGAAGGAAUAAUUAGGAUAAAGAAGACCGAACCCGUUUUAAUCCGACCGGCCGGAGAAACUAAUGAUGGUUUCUAUUUCCUUUCGAACCUUGAUCAGAACGUUGCAACCAUUAUCCAAACAUUUUACUGCUUCAAGACUGAUGAAGAGAACACAAAGAGUACUGAGAUCGUCUAUGAAGUGAUCAAAGAAGCACUGUCUAAGGUUUUGGUUAAAUUCUAUCCACUUGCAGGGAUUUUAACGAUCAAUUCCGAAGGAAAACUGAUUGUCCAGUGUACAAACAAAGGUGUACCCUUUGUUGAAGCUGUUGCAGACAAUGAGAUUGAAGCUUUAGGGGAUAUAACAAUUCCUGAUCCUAUGACAUUAGGGAAGCUCGUGUAUACUGUUUCUGGAGCUGAAAACAUUUUACAGAUGCCACUUUUGACAGCACAGGUGACAAGGUUCAAAUGUGGAGGGUUUGUGCUUGGCAUAACAAUAAAUCACUGCAUGGUUGAUGGGAUAUCUGCAAUGGAGUUUGUGAAUUCAUGGGCUGAAAUUGCCAGAGGAAUACCCCUCACUGUCCCUCCAUUCCUAGACAGAUACAUAUUAAGAUCUAAACAAUCUCCCAAGAUUGAAUUCACCCACAAUGAAUUCAAAGAGAUGAAUGAUGUAUCCAACAUGGUUACCCUUUAUCAAGAAGAGCAAAUGCUUUAUAAAUCCUUUCUUUUUGACUCUGACAAGCUAGAACAUUUGAAGAAAAUGGCCAUGGAGGAUGGGAGCAGCAGCAUAAAGAGCUGCACAAGUUUCACAGCACUAACAGCUUUAGUGUGGAGAGCCAGAAGUAAGGCUCUUAAGAUGAAACCAAAUCAACAAACCAAGCUUCUCUUUGCUGUAGAUGGAAGGUCAAAGCUAAACCCACCACUGCCAAAGGGAUACUUUGGUAAUGGAAUUGUUCUCACAUGUUGUCUUUGCAGUGCUGGAGAGUUGAUUGAGAAGCCAUUAUCCUUUGCAGUUCAAUUGGUGCAAGAAGCAAUCAGUUUAGUGAAUGAUAACUAUAUUAGGUCUACCAUAGAUUACUUUGAAGUAACAAGACAAAGGCCUUCCUUGACAGCUACUGUGUUGAUCACUACAUGGACUAAACUGGAUUUUGAUACUACAGAUUUUGGGUGGGGGAAACCAACACAGUCAGGUUGUGUAACAUUGCCUGAAAAAGAAGUUGUUUUGUUCCUUUCUCAUGGAAGAGGCAAGAAGGGCAUGAAUCUGUUGUUGGGUCUUCCAGUAACUGCAAUGAAGAUCUUUGAAGAACUAAUGCUAGUGUAAUUUAUAGG
Telopea speciosissima is the source of this 1376-nucleotide messenger RNA. RefSeq names its product omega-hydroxypalmitate O-feruloyl transferase-like. The record is from RefSeq and is a predicted model, not a curated record. NCBI's taxonomy places the organism in Eukaryota, Viridiplantae, Streptophyta, Magnoliopsida, Proteales, Proteaceae. The transcript is spliced from 3 exons. Gene Ontology annotation, molecular function: acyltransferase activity, transferring groups other than amino-acyl groups. Bases 40 to 1368 code for a protein of 442 amino acids.